GUCGGCGAAUACGGAGCGAAUUUGUUAAAAUCGAAUAAAAGUACAAAAGUAUAAAACAACAAGAAGGGAAGCCUAAAUAAGGCAAAAAAAAUAUAGAACAUAGAAUUCAAUAAAAAAAAUAUCAUUUGAAGAUAACGCGAAAAUUAAGCGUCGCCUCUUGAGACAUGAUUUUGAAACGCGAACUCGCUAAAACGCUUUUAUUUUUGGCACUUUAUCUACUCGCGCCGAGUGCCGCACAAAGCGAGGAAGAAAGUGUAGAUGCUGACUCCGAAACAGUUGAAGACAAUGUAGAGCUGGGUUUGCUAACGUACGACUCGGUUGAGAACACGCCCAUAAAUACCGCCGAACCGACAACUACAAUAAAAGCAACUGCAGAUUCAAAGAAUUUUGAGAACACAAACAAUUUCGAAGAUGAGUUAAAAACAACUGAGGAUUCGAAUAAUUUUGAGAACACAAACACUUACGAAGAUGCGCGACCACAACUACGUAACAUCAAGAGUUUGGACGAAAAUUGUCUUGAGAGCUAUUGCUACAAUUUCCGCUAUGAACGGCUCGAUGAGGUGGCCUUCUUCGAUAUUAAAACGGAGGUGCGUAUUAAUAAAGAAGCUACCACCUAUGAUAUUGUGAAUGGACGCAAUUACGAUACGCUGAUCUUUGAGAAUUCCACAUUCGCGCGCUUUCCGCUAAAUCUCUUCUAUGCGGUGAACGUUAAGGAGUUGGAUAUGCGUAACUGUUCCAUACAAGUGGUGACGUGGGAGUGUUUUCUGAUGGCACAAAAUCUACGCAUACUAUUGCUCUCUAACAAUCGCCUGCAGGUGAUCACCACGAACACUUUCAAAUACGCGAGUGAACUGCAAUAUCUAUUUCUCGAUUCGAAUCGUUUGGUACAAUUGGAUAGCGAUAGUUUUGAGGGAUUGACGGCGUUGCGUUAUUUGGAUAUGAGUCAUAAUCGGCUGACACAACUACCGAAGCGUCUGUUUAACUAUCUCCCCGCUUUGGAGGAGUUACGUCUGGACAAUAAUCGCAUACGCACGCUAAGCAAUCAGCCUUUCGUAAAUAAUUUGAAUUUAUUGAUACUCUCGAUGAGCGGUAAUCAGCUUGAGCAGAUUGACGAUAACACAUUCCGACGUCAGUCGAAGUUCAUCAUUUUGGAUAUUACGAAUAAUCCGAAAUUGAGCAAACUCGUCUUGCUGCUGCAAUUGCAUAAUUUGGUCGCCGCCAAUUGUGCGCUUACGCGUGUCAACGUUUACGGUUAUGUUCGCAACGUCGAUCUCAGCUACAAUCACAUACAAGAAUUGUACUUUGCGCAACCGGAUCAACUGAAAACGUUGUCAUUACGUAACAAUUCGUUGCAGCAGGUUGCCUCGCUGUCGCGCGCCACCGAGUUGCAAGUGCUCGAUUUGGGUGAUAAUCCGCAGUUGCGUACACUGCCCUCACCGUGGUUGGCGAACUCUUUGAAACGUUUGGAUCUCGGCAAUACGGGCUUGCAGCAAUUGCCCAUCGAGGCAAUCGCCGAGCAAACGCAAUUGAGCUUUCUCAAUGUAUCCUACAAUCAGUUGCGCGAGAUCAAUCCGCAAAAUUUUAAGUAUCUGGAGAAGUUGAGCAAUUUCGAUAUACGCGGCAAUGAUUGGAACUGCUACAAUUUGAAUAUACUUAUGGAUAUACUGCUUAAGCCGCACAAUAUUGCUUACGGUCACGAUGUAAUGGACAGUGAAUUUCCGGGCGAAUAUAUCAACGAUAUUGCAUGUAUGUAUCGUAUCGAGGAUGCGGAAGACUUUGACUCUAGCAUUGAUCAGUCUAGCAGUAGUGCAAAUGCGGUGGAUAAACUAGCACAACUGCAAAAGUAUCCACAAGAAGAGUUGGAAAGCUUGCGUAGGGAGCUUAAAGCUAUUGUGGGCAUUUAUGAACAAAAAUUCGAUCGUGCUUUUCAGCUGAUCGAGAACUUGAAUGCGCGUUUGCGCGCCUUUGAGAAGAUGAAUGCUACGCUCUUCCAGCAUGUUACAAUAACUGUAUAAAUAUGCAUUAAACGGCAAAUAUUUCAAUAUAAAUUACAUGUUUUUGCUGUCAUAUCAAUUUAUUUCAAAAUAUAUAUGUAUGUGUGUGUAUUAAUAAAAA
This is a messenger RNA of Zeugodacus cucurbitae (melon fly), 2115 nucleotides long. It is a transcript of the gene cDIP, whose product is annotated as slit homolog 2 protein. The record is from RefSeq and is a predicted model, not a curated record. Bases 165 to 2015 code for a protein of 616 amino acids. The transcript has a single exon. Gene Ontology annotation, molecular function: protein binding. Lineage: Eukaryota; Metazoa; Arthropoda; Insecta; Diptera; Tephritidae.